ACAACUUCCAUUCUUGCUGUACAUAUGUAUUUUCGUGCAUAGUACAUACAAUCCGUUCUUUGUAAUCACCACUGUGAUUUGGAGCAAUUGUGGUGUGAUUGUUAAACGGUCAAAACUGUAACUUUGCGUACAUACAUAGCCCUUGGCUAGUACAUACAAUCCGUUCCUUGUAGUCUGGACGGUAAACUUGCGAGUUUGUGGCGUGAUCAUUAAACGGUUAGGACUAUAACGUUACAUACAUACAUCACGGCUGUCGUUUGCAUUCUGCAUCCAUCGCUUAGCAGUUGAUAUAUAUUUUUGCAUACGUUUGUUUUAUAUUCGUUGCGUUGCUGAGAAAACAUCCACUCAAGUUGUUCUUCUCGAACCUUCAAUAUGUCGCUUAGCCCAGCUAAUGGUACUGCCAACGGGGAAGGUUCAUCAAACAUUGCCCCAGCGAGUGGGCAAGUGUCUUCAGACCGAGUGUUGUUUUUGAAGUCGAAAACAAUGUCCCUAUUCAACCGGCUUGAGCGCACAGCGGCAGAAAUGGACGUGGAAAAGCUUCAAGGCAUGGAUGAGUACGACUUAGCAGCAAUUGUCGAAUUAUUAGGUGAAUUAAAAUCAGCCUUUACUGUCGCUCACACCAGUUUGGAGGAACUAGAUUUCCAUUCCAUUGCCAGUGUUCUUCCCUGCAAAUUUGAUUCCACGGUAACAAAUCUUAAGGCGAACCUGCAACGAGAGAUUGGGAAACGUACUACAUCCCGCCACUGCUCGACAUUCAGAGCGAACGCCGGCGAUUCCCAGUCCAUCAUCGUGAAUGCUAAUCCUUCUCGCUUGCCUUUGCUGACGUUGCCUAAAUUUAGUGGUGCUUACACUGAGUGGAUGAACUUCCUUUCGAUGUUCAUCUCUGUCAUCGACAAGGAUAGCGACCUAACGCAAACCGAUAAACUGCAGCAUCUUCGUUCCUGCUUGAGUGGUGCAGCACUGGAUACCAUACGAUCGCUAGAGAUAAACGAGGCUAACUACAAAAUUGCGAUAGAACUUCUUAAAAAACGAUUUGAUAACAAAAGACUUAUCUUUCAGGCACACAUCAGGGAGAUCUUUGGGUUGGAAAGGGCAGGCACAUCCGUUAGCAAGCUACGAGAGUUGAGGGACAAAGUCACUUCGCAUAUACGCGCGUUGCAAUCACUUGCGUCCAAGGAACAAAUCGCAGACUGUAUAAUCAUACAAUUGUUAACUCAGAAGCUGGACAAGGCAACCCAAGCCAAAUGGGAGGAGAAUUCUUCAAGCAACGAGCUGCCGUCGUGGGACCAGUUAGCUGACUUUUUAGAGAAGCGCUGUCGAACACUCGAAAACGUAGAGCAUGCCAUGGUAGAGCAAGGAUUUCAGGUUGGAAAAAGUGGAAAAAACGUGAGUACCAAUCAAAAUAAAUCAUUUCUUGCUUCGAAAACCUCUGCGUGUGGUUGCGCAUUUUGUGGAUCGGCAGAUCAUCUCAUUUACCACUGUCAACGGUUCGCAAAUUUAUCGCCAAACCUUCGUCAGAAAGAGACCAAGAAACUUUCUCUUUGCCUUAAUUGUCUAAAGGCGGGUCAUCAGAUGCGAGAUUGUAAAUCUGGAUCUUGUCGCAAAUGUCAAUCGAAGCACCACACCCUUCUACAUUUUGAUCGUACAAAUAUAGCUUCACCUGCAACUCGAGGUGCGGCUUCUCAAUCAACUACAGCUCAGUCGAACGCAAUGAUUGCAACGUCGCCUGUCCUUCCACAAGCCCUUACUUCACAAUCUCCAUCUGAUGCUGUGUUUUUAGCCACUGCGAUAAUUCAUGCUAAAAAUCGUGCCGGAACUUUCGUCCCAUGCCGCGCACUGUUGGACUCUGGUUCCCAGCCGCACUUUAUUACAACUCGUUUCGCCAAUCAAUUACAACUUCGUAAAACCAAAUCCUCGGCUGCCAUUUCGGGCAUUGGGGAUGCCAAUUUCUCCACAGAGGGUUACUCGGUCGAUGUCGUUCUGAGGUCGCGGACUUCAGAUUUUUCUACACGUAUUACAGCCGUUGUUGCGCAAACAAUCACUGAAAAUCACCCUAGUUUUUCGGUGGUCACGGCGGACUGGAACGUUCCUUCAAACAUUCAACUAGCUGACCCGAAUUUUAACUUACCACAGCGCAUUGAUUUGCUCAUCGGAGCAGGAUUGUUUUUCGAACUACUUUGUGUGGGGCAGAUUCAGUUGGCGCCCGGUCUGCCAAUACUUCAAAAAACUCUACUGGGCUGGGUGAUAUCCGGCGGUGGUCAACAGUCUUCAAAGCUCUCGUCAUUUAUAGUUAACAAAAGGUCUUCCAGCUGCGAAGAUUCCAGCACUAGACUGGACGAUUUAGUACGUCGUUUUUGGGAGGUUGAGCAUGUUUUCGAACCAAUCGUUAGGACAACAAAAGAAGAGCUUGACUAUGAGGCGCACUUCAAAAAUAAUCUUUCGCGUUUGCGCUCCGGUGAGUACUCAGUUCGACUGCCACUGAAGCUCGCUCCUGAGGCAUUAGGCGAUUCGUAUCUGCAAGCUAAGCGCCGUCUCGAAGGUCUUGAGCGGAAACUAGCCCGAAAUCCUCAAUUGAAGGAAAAAUAUUCGGCAUUUAUUCAGGAGUAUCUUGACCUCAAUCACAUGUCGUUGGUCCCCAGCGCAUCCGUUCAAGAGUGUAAAUAUUUCUUACCUCAUCAUUGCGUCAUUAAAGAUGAUAGCUCCACAACAAAGCUCAGAGUCGUAUUUGAUGGUUCUGCUUCCACAACCUCGGGAUUGUCUUUGAACGACUUACUCAUGGCGGGGCCAUCGAUUCAGCCCAAACUCUUCGAUAUUCUCGUUCGAUUUCGCUCAUUCCCCGUUGCACUCACCGGAGACAUAUGCAAAAUGUAUCGGUGCGUUCGAGUCGCUGCACCCGAUAACAUGCUGCAAUGCAUAUUGUGGCGUAACUCGCCAGAAGAUGAAUUCAGCGCUUAUAAGCUGGAUACAGUUACAUAUGGAACCAAGCCAGCAGCGUUUCUGGCCAUACGGGCAAUGCAUCAGCUCGCCUCGGAUGAGUCCUCAUCUUACCCCUUAGGCGCACAAAUCGUUAUGCGCGACUUCUACGUAGAUGAUCUGAUAUCCGGUGGAAACACGGUAGAAGAAGUACUCGAAAUCAGGCAUCAAACGACCAGCCUCCUCGCUCGUGGCAAUUUCCGCUUACGGAAGUGGUGCUCCAAUAGCCAGGAGGUUCUGGGUGACAUCCCUGAUGCUGAUAGAGAAAGUUUCCUGAAAUUUGAUGACGGUAGCAACAUCACCAAAGCGUUGGGUCUUGUAUGGGAUCCACUCAAGGAUAGUUUCUUGUUUGCUUUCACUCCCCGAAUUACACCUGGCAGAAAUUCCAAACGUUCUGCAUUGUCUACCAUAGCUCGUUGCUAUGAUCCACUUGGACUUAUUGGUCCGACUCUAACCAAGGCGAAAAUUAUUCUGCAGCGUAUGUGGAGGGACAAACUUGAGUGGGACGAGAGCCUACCGCAAUCGCUUGAUACAGCUUGGUCUGCGUUCUGCAAGGACUUCGUCGACGUGCAUCACUUAUCAUUCCCGCGUUACAUCGGAGCCACACAUGAAGUCCACGCAUUUUGCGAUGCCAGCCUCGAGGCAUACGGCGCUUGUAUUUAUGCUCGCUCAAUCAAAGAUGGCAAUAUUCAAGUUCAUCUAUUGUGUUCAAAGGCUCGAGUCGCCCCGUUGAAGACACUUACUGUGCCAAAGCUAGAGCUCUGUGCUGCUGGUUUACUAGCGCAUUUAGUAGCCGAAAUCGCAAAAAUGAAGGUGUUUGAUUGCUCCUUUUAUUGCUGGUCGGACUCGACUGUGGUGCUGUCGUGGCUAAAGGAAGUACCCUCUAAAUUCAACGUAUUUGUAGCUAAUCGGAUUUCUAGUAUACAGCAACUUACAGAGGGCAUGCAGUGGCGCUACGUCCCUACAGCCAUGAACCCAGCGGAUAUUUUGUCUAAGGGAGCUGCGCCUGCUGAGCUGUCACGUUCAACGCUUUGGACCCACGGUCCUCCAUUCUUGCAGGUAGCAGAGCACGAUUGGCCAGACAUCACGGUGUCCCACACCAAACUUCCAGAAAUUCGCCAAAGGGCUCUGGUGACUUUAAACGAUAGAAUCGAUAUCUCACUCUCUUUUAAAUACAUAAACUCUUUUAGCAAGAUGCAACGCAUUUUUGGAUACGUGCAUAAAUUUUUAAACAUUCGCAGAUCGAAAGGAACGCCGCAUCUCACCUGUGAAAACGUUCAUCCAGGAACUCAACUUUUAAUUCGCCUCGUUCAAAGAGCGCGGCUUUGGUCAGAGUACGAUGCGCUGAAGAACAACAAAAGUGUCCACUCUUCGAGCAGCAUCGCGUCGUUGUCACCAUUUUUGGAUGACCUGGGAGUUAUUAGAGUUGGUGGCCGACUAAAGCAUUCAACGCUCGGCUUCGAAGCACGACAUCCAAGCAUUCUUCCAAAGGAUCAUCCUUUAACGUUCGCCAUAAUUACGUAUUUCCAUCGCAAGUGUCACCACGCAGGCCCCCAGUCCCUUCUAGCUUCAAUUCGCAUGCAGUACUGGCCUAUAGGUGGAAGAAAGACUGUGGCACGCGCCCUACGAAAAUGCGUCAUAUGCUGCAGAUCAAAGCCACGACUUUUCGAGCACAUCAUGGCGGAUUUGCCAAAAGAGCGCAUUCAAGCCUCGCGUGCCUUUAUCAUCUCUGCAGUGGACUAUUGCGGACCAUUCUAUUAUAAGCCCGAAGCGCGCAGUAAAUCGCCCCAGAAAUGCUAUAUCAGCGUAUUCAUUUGUUUUGCAACAAAGGCCGUUUGGAUGGAACUGGUUAAGGACCUUUCAACUGGUGCUUUUCUGGAUGCCCUAAAACGAUUUGUCGCUACGCGUGGUACACCAAGCUGCAUCUGGUCUGACAACGCAACCAAUUUUGUAGGCGCUAAGAACGAGUUGAAAGAUUUACGACGCGUGUUUCUCAGUGAAAAGCAUCGUACAGAGGUUCACACGCACUGCCUUAACAAUGGUUUCGAUUGGCGAUUCAUACCGCCUCGUUCGCCGCACUUCGGUGGCCUUUGGGAGGCCGCAGUAAAAAUGGCAAAGCAGCAUUUGUAUCGCACUGUUGGAACUGCAAUUCUUGGUUUCGACGAAUUGCGCACCUUGGUAUGUGAAAUCUCUGCCAUAAUUAAUUCUCGCCCACUUGUGCCAAUUUCAGAGAAUCCCGACGAUAUUGACGUAUUGACGCCAGGUCAUUUUCUUAUCGGUGGCCCCCUUACAGCACUUCCAGAACCGGACCUUACGCCUCUAAAUUACAAUCGGCUCGAUCGGUGGCAGCGCGUUACCUAUUUGCAACAAAUCUUCUGGAGGAGGUGGAGUGAAGAAUACUUAACUCUUCUCCAGCAGCGCGCCAAGUGGCGCACUCCACAGCCCAAUAUCCAAAUCAACGACGUGGUAUGCAUCAAGGAUGAAAAUUCUGCGCCUCUAAAGUGGCCUUUGGCUCGCGUCACUGAAGUCAUCACUGGUACAGACGGUGUUGCUCGAGUUGCGGUUCUGCGUACCUCUACUGGCACUACGCGUCGAGCAGUGAAUAAGCUGUGCGUCCUUCCUGUUAAGGAUUCUGUUGAAUGCCCUGACCUUUCAACGGAGGGGAGGAUGUUCGGAGCAGCAGC
Rhagoletis pomonella (apple maggot) is the source of this 5657-nucleotide messenger RNA. RefSeq lists its product as uncharacterized. Lineage: Eukaryota; Metazoa; Arthropoda; Insecta; Diptera; Tephritidae. Gene Ontology annotation, biological process: DNA integration. The record is from RefSeq and is a predicted model, not a curated record. Gene Ontology annotation, molecular function: nucleic acid binding; zinc ion binding.